Nestor notabilis (Kea) is the source of this 675-nucleotide messenger RNA. It is a transcript of the gene MRPL45, whose product is annotated as mitochondrial ribosomal protein L45. The record is from RefSeq and is a predicted model, not a curated record. Gene Ontology annotation, cellular component: mitochondrion. The annotation marks the transcript as partial. The transcript has 7 exons. Lineage: Eukaryota; Metazoa; Chordata; Aves; Psittaciformes; Psittacidae.
CGCACGUUCUACAUGGCGUGCACAGCUGAUAUUAUGGACCCCUACGUCCCGCCUGAGGGUGAUGCCCGCCUGACUUCCCUAUCCAAAGAUGGGGUGAAGCAGAAGAUGGAGAAGCUGAAGCAGACUGCUACCUCUCAGCUCGCUCUGCGGAAGAUAAAAGAUCAUGAGCUGGAUUUCAGCACUAAAACCUUCCCAGAGAAGGCACAGGAGAUAUAUAUUGAAGCUCACAAUUGCCUUGCGAAUUUUAACAAGCAGAAGCUUCACUCCCUGGUGACAGAGCGCUGCUACCCAGAGAUGGUCCGUGGGAACAGAUACAAAACCAUCCGGUGGAGGUUUGUGGAGUCCCUGGAGCCCCCAAGGGUGGUUCAUGUUCGAAGUGAGAGCAUUGUGAAUCGAGGCAACCUGUAUGGCCAGGUGACGGUGCGGAUGCACACGCGGCAGAUUCUGGCCAUCUAUGACCGCUUUGGGAGGCUGAUGUAUGGAGGGGAGCAGGUCCCCAAGGAUGUUUUGGAGUAUGUUGUGUUUGAGAAGUACUUGGUGAACCCGUAUGGCACGUGGAGGAUGCAUGGCAAGAUCGUUCCAGAGUGGGCUCCUCCAAAGGACCCCAUUGUGAAGACGGUGCUGAUUCCUGGCCCAACCUUGGAUCCCUCACAAGAGUAUGAAGAAAUGAAGUAG